Molecule: messenger RNA, 2671 nt
Organism: Diachasma alloeum
Lineage: Eukaryota; Metazoa; Arthropoda; Insecta; Hymenoptera; Braconidae
Gene: Nab2
Product: zinc finger CCCH domain-containing protein 14
Exons: 7
Coding region: 142-2367 (741 amino acids)
Biological process (GO): regulation of mRNA stability
Cellular component (GO): nucleus; cytoplasm
Molecular function (GO): poly(A) binding; metal ion binding
Source: RefSeq, a predicted model, not a curated record
UGGCGCUAACAACUACAUAUUGUUAUGGCCAAUACCUCGAUUCCAUCAAUAUCUCCGUAAACAUUAUCCAGCUUAUGAUUGAUACAAGAAUUAUUUUAAACAUCACCAAUUAACCUCAAUAGUUACUAAAAAUACUUAAAUAUGGAUAUACGUGGUAUAGAAGUGACAAAUCAGCUCCGGAGCGCAAUACGUGCGAAGCUCCUUGAGUUGGGUGUCCGCUACGAUGAAGAACUACCAGAUUACAUUCUCGUAAUGGUAGUAAACAAAAAAACCCGUCAGCAGAUGCAUGAAGAUCUAAAUUUAUUCCUCGAAAAUAACACAACUCCAUUCGUCGAUUGGUUGCAUGAUCAAGUGCUGAAGAAAUUGCAAAAAGUGACGAUUGCAAAGAAGAAACCUCCGAGGGAAUUUCUACCAACAGUCAUAGUCAAACAGGAGGAGGAACGAAAAAAAAAGCGCAGUAUCACUCAAGCAGAAGAAGAGAGCAAAGAGGAAUCAGUAGUUGAAAAAUCACCUCUCAAACCUGUUCAGGAUCGGACGAAGGAUAGUGCAAUUCCUCUCAAUAAAUUGAGUCAAAUGGAGAAUUUAGCUUCAUGGUCUCCAUCACCACCACUACAACCACAUUCACAACAACAAUCAGCCAGGAAAUCAUUUGAGAUAGAAGAAAAUUCGCCAUUAGAAUUGGACACAUCUGAAAAACGUAUUGAAUCAAUCGGUUCCAGUUCUAAACGAAUUUCUGAACGAGACAGCACUACAGAGCGGCCUGAAAAACGAUUAAAAAUGACAGACUCAUCGAAAAGCACGUCAAAACAGUCAGAAGAAAUAGGAUUCGAAGAAAAGCGAAUAAAAUCAUGUAUUAAUAAACCAAGGAUUACAUCCGUUGUAUCUGUAAAAACAACAUUAGGGCUGACAUCACCGAGAAAGAAGUUCCUAGUUAACAAAGACAGAACUGACGAUACUGAUUAUGAUUAUCGUAGAAAAGAUACGAGAUUUGAGAAGAGGCCUUAUGAGCUAAUAAACCGCCGGAAUAUUUCUAGGGGAAGAAGUUUUGAAGACGAACUAGGGAGAAGCAGCCGUGAAGAAUCGAAUAAUCGUACAUCUUUUACUAAUAAUAAAGGCAGAAUUUUGGGAGGAAGAGAAUUGGCUGAAAAAGCUGUAUUUCCCGUAAAAUCGAGAAUUGAGGGCACAACAGGGAAUAUCAAGGAUCGAUUAGGCCAAGCGCCAAAAUUGAGAAUUAAAGAUUCCCAAGAAGAUUAUGCACGAAAUAUCAGAAAUAGAAUUGGAGCAGUCACAAGUAAAUUCAGGGCCCUGGGAAGACUGGGAGUUCAAAGAGUGAACAAAGACGAAGAUGGCGAAAUUGAUGAGGACGAUACAGCUGUCCCGAUAAAAUCUCAUAUUAUUGCUGUUAAUAAUUCUACAAUGGAAAGGGAAGGGGUAGAUAGGCGUAGUUUGAAAAAGACGAAAAAAUUGGAAAACGAUGACGGGAUAGAGGCGGAGAAUGAGGAGGGAAAGGCGCUAGCUAGUAAGGUUAUCGUCACUCCUAGACCAUUGAAGCCGCUUCAACCUGUUCAGAAGAGAGCUACUCAGUCUUUAUUGCUUCGGGCAGUAGCUGAAGCCAAUCAAUCUGUGGUGAAACAAAAAAACCCAGAACCAAUUUUAAAGGAGAAAAUGCCAAUAGUCAAACAACUGAGAACAUCGCGUACAAGAGAAAUAGCCCAAAAUUUGUCAGUACAUCUGAACUCCACUAAACGUUUAGUCAUGGAAAAAAUACAAGUGGAACUCACCAACCCUGAUACUGGGGUUAAUGAUGAUCCAGAGCCUUACGUUCCAAGAUCAGUUACUGAGGAACAAAUGGGUGUCGUCAUGUCCCUGUUUCAAAGGGGUGAUGACAACCAAAAAUUUCUAGUCACUUUGAACGGAUACAACAACAACGUUAUGAAGGAGAAGAAUCUGUCGGAUGAUGAGGAACGGUUAGAAAUGGAGGUUAAUGAGGAAGAUGAGCUGGUACUGUCCAAUGCUCCGAAUGAGUCAUCGCCUGGUGAUUUUGAAGCAUUGGAAUCGGAGGAACUUGAUACGUCUGGAAAAAUUGAGGAAAUGGAGAAUAAUGAGAAUAAUUGCAUUGAUAAUUGGCCAGUUGAGGAUCCAAUGAUAAAGAGAAGAAAAUUGAGUCCCAUUAUCUAUACCAGAUCAUCGAGCCCUGAGGACUUCACAACAGUCUCGCCCGGCGCAACAGGUUUUGAAAAACGACCACCGGUUGCACCAGCCAUAAUCAGUGACACUUCGAGGGAAAAAUGUCGAUACUGGCCAAACUGCACAUUGGGAAAAAAAUGCGCAUAUUUGCAUCCAGCUGUUCUCUGCAGAUGUCACUAGGAAAACAGCGCCAAGUUUUGAAUCGGCGAAAAAAAAGGAAGGCAGGAACGUUUUACAGCUGAAGCCCGGAUGGGCAAUCCAACGAAGUCCAAUUAAUAAUCCAAAGAAUAAUUGAUGAAUCCUCAUUCGUGGAAAAAUUGGGAUAAGGAAAUAUUUGAUAUUGAAUGAAAAAUACUGAGUGCUUCGGGAGAGCACGUAAACUAUUUAUUUAACUAUCAAAACUGUAUUAACUUUCACUAGACAUUGAUUUAUAUUUUGGAGAUCUGCACUCUAAAACCGGACUCGUCGAACUGACUUAACUUAU